AUGCGAGUUGCCUCAAUUUUAAAAAGAAAAAAGGGGUCGACUGGGCAAAUUUGGAACACGGGAAUCGUUAAAGUUGGAGGUAAUUUCCGUUGCCCGCAGUAUGAAGAAGAGGAAGAAAGAAGAAAAAACUGUGUUCUUAAAUACCGUGAAGCAUCUCGUGUGACGUACUUAAAUCACGCGGAAUCAGGUCGGUAUAAAGAAGGGGAAGCAAAUUCUGCCAAAGCGAAAACCCGUUCAGUCAGGGCCGGUUUGCAGUCCUCUGUUGGCAUAAUUUAUCGUUCGCUGCGAAAGGCGAAUUAUGCUGAGCGAGUUGCUGUUGAUGAUCAUGUCUAUCUGGCAGCAGUCUUGGAGCAUUUAGUUGCCGAAGUGUUAGAGCCUGCUGGCAGUGCAACUCGUGAUAAUAAAAAGAGUCGCAUUAAUCUACGGCACUUGCAACUUGUUGUUCGUAAUAACAAAAAAUUGAAUAAGAUUUUCCAUGCUAUAGUAGCGCAGAAUGGUGUGCUUCCGAAGUUAAACGCAGCAUUCCUGCGUGAAGAUUUCUAG
Molecule: messenger RNA, 543 nt
Organism: Enterobius vermicularis (human pinworm)
Lineage: Eukaryota; Metazoa; Nematoda; Chromadorea; Rhabditida; Oxyuridae
Source: the annotation of a GenBank genome assembly